CUUUAACCCUUCAUUCCUUUUCUUUUCUAUAUAUAGAAGAACCUAAAGCUUCCUUCAAAACCAAGCAAGAGAUCACUCUGUUUUGAAUUCGAGAAUCCAAAGAUAAUCUUGUUAACUAAGCAUUGUGUUAUCCCCUUCUAUAAAUACACCUACAAUGAUAUGUCCCAUUGGAAGGCAGAUAGGUUUCCCCAUCGAGAGAGUACCUCGUAUAGAAAGACCACCUCAAGGGAGUGCUACAGCCUCAGGUACCAUUACAAUUUUUUUAUUAUAAAUCAUUCAUAAUAGUUUGAUGUUUUUUUUUAUAAAAGUUUUUUUACAAAAGAUAAUAAUUUAUAUCACUUUUUUUUUAAUAUAAGUGAUAUAAGUUGAUUUUAUAAUUAGAUACUAACUAACGAAUUCGAACUUGGGAUCUGUAAACUAGCGUUAUAUAUAGGUUGAUGUUAUUUAAGUAUAUCGUGAAAAUUGUUAGAGUUCACUUUGGAAAAGAAUAUGCUAUGUGUCAGGAAUUGGUUCAUCUCCCAUAAUAUUUGUGCAUGGCAGGAGAUCAGUAAUGAAUCUAAUAUUAUUUUUUCUCACACAUUUUAAAUGAAGUCUAUCUAAUUGCGAGCUUAAAAUUUACAUAAUGAAACUAUAUAGUUUAAUUUACUCUUAAUAUCGAGAAUUUAAAAAAUCUGAAAACAUAGCUUCCACCUAGGAGGUGUCGAUAAAAUAACUAUAUGAUGACGUGUUCGGUGCACACUUUUUUGGGUGCAUUCAGUGUAUUCGCUUCAUAACCGUCAUUUUAAACAUGCGAUUUAUGUCAAAAUGAUGUCAAUCAUCACUUAUGAUGUGAUGAACAAUAACGCACAUGAAUUUGCACAAAAAACCAUUAAAGAUUUACUUUAAUUUGAAGGAUUAGAGUUAAGAGAUUUAGGAUUAGGGUUAGGGUUUAUAAUUUGGGGCUUACAAAUAGAACUCAAAAUUGGAGGUCUAGGGCUUAGGGUUAUCCACUAAUUAGUUGUUAUCAUAUGUUAUAUCAUCAUAUUACACUAAUUCUACAUCUUAAAAUUCAAAAUUCGACACCUUAAGACUAGUUUUUGAGUUGGGUGCAUUGAACGCACUCAUUUUUGUGAGUGCACCGAAGUAGUCACCCUAUAUAUAUAACAUUAAUUAAUUAAUCUCAAUAACUCGAAAUAUUAAUAUAUAUAUAUAUAUAUAUAUGUUUGAAAAUAAAUAUUUUAACAUUCUACACCACUACGGCACUACACAAGAGGUUCAUGUCACUGUGAACCAAAUUUUAUGACAUAAAUAAACUAAGGGGUCGUUUGGAGAAUGGGAUUUAGGGCGUGGAUUCAUUGAAUCCGUAGAUUUUGUAUAAAGUUAUGUUUUUUUGUUAUUUUUUGUAUUGUGGAUUUGAGCUUUAGAGAUUUCAAAUCUCUAAAAUCCACGGAUAUCAAAUCUCUCAUAAUCAGAGAGAUUCUAUAUCUUGAUUCGUGAGAUUUUUUUCCUCCUACUUUUCCUCUUUGUUUUAUUUAUUUAUCAUAUUAAAUAUAUUUAUCAACAAAGUUUUUAAUAUUUCUCGAAUCACUCUAAUUUUUUAUUAAGGAUAAACACGUUAUUUAAUAUAAAAAUAAUUUUUUUAAUUUUCAUUGAAUGUUAACAAUCACAGUUACCAAACAAUAAACAUUUUAAAAUCUAUUUUCAACAAUCCGAAGAGUUAGAAUUUUUAGAUUGUUGACAAUAUAUAGAUUUAAACUCAUAUUCUCCAAACGACCUCUAAGAUUGAAGAUUCUAUGUAUUUCGAUGACUUAAAUAUCAAGUUUGCUACAACGAGCAACUCUGAACUCAGUAACUAACUUGGCGUUAUUGAUCGAUAAUCUCGUCACUAAAUGCUGAAACGCAAUAGCUAGCUGUUCAUUGUAAAAAAAAAAAAAGAAGCAAUAGCUAGCUGUUGAUGUCCGUCGUCUUAUAUAUAUAUUUUUACUACUGCCGAACAUCCUUUUGCGUCGUCUUAAAGAAGUCUUCGUAUAUAUCUUCUUCAGGAUGAGCAACAAGAGCUCCAGCUCCCAUUCUCCUCUCGUCUACAUAAACGUAGCGUCGGAACUGCCCAUCAAGUUGUCCGGCGCCAAUUACUCUUCCUGGGCGCGGCAGUUUCACAGCCUUGUAGUUGGUCACGGAUUGUUUGGUUACAUCGACGGUACUAGCCUUCCUCCAACCGACGAUGUUACCUCGGCCGCCUUCCAACACUGGAUCCGUCAGGACCAGCUUCUCUUUCACGCAAUCUUGGCGUCGGUUCAAGAAGAAACCGUCGCCCCCUUGAUCCUGACAUCUCCGUCUGCUCGCGAUGCUUGGCUGAUCUUGAAGCGCCUCUACGCCAGGAGCUCACAAUCUCGUGUCAAUGAACUCAAGGAGAAGCUGUCGCGUCUGGCUCGAGGGAAGGAUGAAUCCGUCCUCGAGUUCAUGACUUCGUUGAAGCGGAUCGCUAACGAUCUGUUCAUCAUUGGCCACCCUAUCGACGAAUCUCAGCUUGUUCUCCGUGCCCUCGAUGGUGUUGGUGCCGAGUUCAAGGACUUGGUUGCUGCCAUUCGUGCUAGAGACGACACUCCGAUUUCAUUUUUCGAAUUGUUCGAGGAGCUUGUUGAAUUCGAAACGUUCCUGCGGAGAGAGGAGGUGGGUGAUACUACUAGUGUGGCUGUUGCUCCUGUCGUUGUUUGUCAGUACUGUGAUGAGCCAGGUCAUUCUGCUAAGACCUGUCAGCGCAUCAUAAAUCCGCCUCAACGCUUUCUCACAACUGGACAAAUUACCAAUGCUUUCAAGAACAUGUCUUUUAGUAAGUUCUAUCAGAAUCACAACUUCAACAUCUAUGGUGAUGGUUCAGAAAUGAAUUUCAUAAGAGGAACUGUGAUGGCGAUCGUACUGCUGCUUCAACCGAUUGUCCUUCUAUUCAAGCUGCUGUUUGGAAGGAGAGCUCAAGAUGCUCCUCAACAACUACAGGCUAUCGACCACUCUGCCAUUGUUCCUGCUACAGUAGUGGCCGACUCAGAAGAUCGAAUAAAAAACGGUAACAACAUUUCUCAACAAUCAGAUGAUACUGGUUCCGCUUCUCCUUCCGGGCCUCCAGCUGGUUCUAAUUCCGGAGACGACGAUUCUAUUUUGUUUCCUCUCCCGUUCGCGGAGUACGAGGUGUUUCUGAGCUUCAGAGGUCCAGACACUCGUCACCAAUUCACCGACAUCCUUUAUCGCUUCCUCGUGCGAUUAAAAGUUCGUACAUUUCGGGACGAUGACGAGCUACGAAAGGGAGAAGGAAUAUGGCCCAGCCUUGUCAAAGCUAUCGGACAGUCCAAGAUCCAUGUUCCUGUAAUGUCGGAGACUUAUGCUCACAGCAAAUGGUGUCUUAUGGAGCUUUCCGAAAUUGCUAAACGCCGAAAGCAAGAGAAAGGGCACAUCGUACUCCCCAUUUUCUAUAUGACGAACCCUAGAGAUGUACGGCAUCAAACCGGGCCUUACCAGAGCGCAUUUCAGCAACACGACAGGGACUUUGAUUCAGGAACUGUACAGGAGUGGAGAGAUGCUUUGAAUGAGAUUGGAGCUCUAAAAGGAUGGCACGUCAAGAGCAAAGAUGAGUACGAAAGCUCCACCUAGCCUUUAUUAAUUACAAAAAAUUAAUUUGUUCUAAUUAUAUACUUAAAAUCAUUUUUCGGUUUAAUAUGGAGAGUCCGGUUCCACGGUAAAAAGGAGAGGAAAGUUUGCUCCUUUUUCCUAUUUUCCCACUACUAAAGAACAGAGUGAAAACUGCUCAGAAUUGAGUUUUCCUUCCUCUGUCCUGUCGUUGGAAAACUUAAAGGUGAAACUCACUACCCAACAAACUGCUAAUAAGUAAUAAGUAAUAACUGUUUGGUCUAGCAGUAAUGUUAUUGGCCUGAAAUCUGGAGGUUCGAAAUUUGAAUCUCUUAUCUAAUCAUAAUACAUAAACUUAUAUCAUCCUUGUAAAAAAAAAAAAAAAACUAAUAAUAAAAUAUUUAUCAAUUC
This is a messenger RNA of Linum trigynum, 4008 nucleotides long. The record is from the annotation of a GenBank genome assembly. Lineage: Eukaryota; Viridiplantae; Streptophyta; Magnoliopsida; Malpighiales; Linaceae.